Molecule: messenger RNA, 174 nt
Organism: Trichobilharzia szidati
Lineage: Eukaryota; Metazoa; Platyhelminthes; Trematoda; Strigeidida; Schistosomatidae
Source: the annotation of a GenBank genome assembly
UUUUCACCACAGUUUGAUCCUGCAGACUGUAAUGCAAUCAAUGAAGAUGGUUAUUGGAUAUGUGCACAUUGGAUGUAUGAUUCGUAUGCUAAGGAAUAUUUUCCCAUCGAUGACAGUCAGGUGAAUUCUUCUGAUAUUCCUCUGGGCACAGUUCUACAGGCGCAUCACAAAUAA